This is a messenger RNA of Fusarium poae, 2472 nucleotides long. RefSeq lists its product as uncharacterized. Lineage: Eukaryota; Fungi; Ascomycota; Sordariomycetes; Hypocreales; Nectriaceae. The transcript is spliced from 3 exons. Bases 1 to 2472 code for a protein of 823 amino acids. The record is from RefSeq and is a predicted model, not a curated record.
AUGUCAGUCUUUACACAUGUUGAUCCAGCGGUGGGUUCUGCAGCCGGUGCCAUACUAUUCACGACCCUUACACAAUAUUACCCAGCCAAAAGGUUAGAGCUGUGCUCUGAAAUAGUCUGCUGGGCUAUUCUUCCUUUUCUUUUCAAACGUUUCCCUUCAUCUGUUUCGCACCAUACAUUGCCCUUUGAACAAUCACAUGAGCCAAAGAAACAGGAUCAGCCAACAAAAUCGCACUGGCUUAUCCCUAUUGGAGUUGUGGCAGCUGCAUUUUAUAGAGCUGAGAGUAACACAAUUGGUUUCUAUCCUGCUCUGACGCCGCUGCUACUUGGAGUUCACCUAACCUUCCGAAACAAGACAACCUAUUCAGAACCUCAAAUACAACCUUCUAUUAUCAAUACAGUCUGGGGUUCUGUAUUAACAGCUAUCCCAGCGGUGAUAUCACUUUCGAACGGAGACCUCUUCGGAUCACUUGUUUCCAUUAUUUUAGUGGCAUCUCUGCUUGUUGUUUAUAGCGUUCUCACUCCCGGGACCAAAUUUGGUAUCUCAUCAUUAGACAUCGAAGCAUGUAUCGAAGACAUCUCAUUUCGAACAGCAUGUCUACUCGUAGUCUCCAUAGUCGCGCAAAUGCUCAUACUUGGGCCACCGACAAGUGACAUUGUCACGACACUACUAUCAGGGUCCUUCAAAGCUGCAGCGUGGUUCUUUACCAUACAAAGCGCGAAUCAAUCCUCUUGGGUUAUAGCUCCAGCCAUUGGAACAUUUGCUCUAGCGUGCACAAGAGAUCCCUCAUCUCAGAGUUCCCAGCUUCAAGCUAUUUCUCAUGUCUUUGUGUCGACUGUUUCCCUGGCUCAGGUCACACAAUUCCUACCCAAACAAGCCAAAGGGAAACCAAUACUAUGGCUAUUCUUAACGGCAUCUAUUUUUCCGUUCGUCUUCAAUGAAUACACGAUUUAUAAAACCCAAAAUGCAGCGGUCAACGCUUUCAGCGACGACCAACCGCACCCCGUCGAGAUUCUAGCUGGACAAGCAAUGGAAAAGUUUGAAGCCAUGGUGAGGAACCAGUCCAAGACUUAUGAAUCUGCAGCGACUGAGUAUAAACGCCGAUACCGCAUCGACCCUCCACCAGGCUUCAAAGGCUGGUUCCAAUUCGCCCGACACCAUCAAUCCCCGAUCAUCGACGAAUUUGACAUGAUGACUGACUCGAUAUUACCCUUCCUGAAAAUCAGUGGCAAAGAAGUCGCUGGGGCUAUGACUGAGUUAUACAAAACUCCAGAAAGCGAAGUCUGGCUCUGUGACUUCCAGGGCAAGACAUCUCAAAUGACGUGCAAGCACCCAAAUCGCGAGUAUGACAGACACUAUAGUUUUCUGUUCAAUAAGCUAUUAUACAAUUUUCCAGGUGUUCUUCCCAACGUCAGGCUUCUCAUCAAUCAUUAUGAUGAGCCCAGGAUCAUGAGUCAAUCACCGAGUGGCGAUACAGAAAAGCAGUUCAAGCUCACCGAUAUGUCGCAACGUCCAACCUGGGACAUUUUGACAAAAUUUUGCCCAGCUUCAGAAGCAAAGUCCGAGGGGAUUUCGAAAAACUUCGGGAUGUUCGGGCUGCCUUUUGUUGAAGAUCACCAAUCCGAGUCGGAUAUAUGCCAACAUCCUGAAUACCAAAGUCUGCAUGGAGCAUUUAUCAGUCCCAAAACGUUUUCCUUUAUUGAGGGUUUAGUACCAGUAUUAUCGACUGGCGCAUAUUCAACAAUGGGAGACAUCUUAAUCCCCAGCCCAGCCUACAUUGAGAAGGAAUUUGAAUAUGAUAAUGAUCGAGAUAUGCCCUGGUCCGAGAAGACGAACAAUCUGUACUGGAGAGGUUCAACAACUGGAGGUUACGCACAUGAUGGUCGGUGGAGAAAUUACCAACGGCAAAGAUUUGUAUCAAUGGCCCAGAAUCUGGGACAACGAAAACACUCAUACCUACGGAAGGAUGGAGAUUCGGUCAGCACCGUUAAAUCAGGAUUUUUAAACGGACGACUCUUCGACGUUGGCUUCACGAGAAUCUUCCAAUGCGACUGGAAGUUCUGCCGGGACCAAAGUACCUACUUUGACGUCAAGUCCUGGGCAAACAAGGACAAAGCCUUUGGCUCAAAGCUCGCAUUUGAUCUCGAUGGGAACGGUAUAAGUGGACGAUACUAUAAACUAUUGUCUUCAAAUUCACUCCCAUUGAAACAAGCUCUUUUACGAGAGUGGCAUGGCGAGAGGUUGAUGCCUUGGGUGCAUUAUAUCCCUGUCAGCCAGAGUCUUAAAGAGUUACCCGAACUGGUAACCUACUUAACCUCGACGGAGAGAGGGCAGAGUUUGGCCGAGGAUAUCGCAAACCGAGGCAAGGAGUGGAUAAGGAAAGCCGUGAGGGAGGUUGAUAUGGCGAUUUAUUUAUAUAGAUUAUUGCUGGAGCUUGCUAGGCUUCAGGAUCCAGAGCGCGAAGCUUUGUAG